AUGCAGGGGUUGCGAAGCAGAAUAGGAGGACGUAAGGACAUACAGAGGGCUUGCGACACCCCAUCUUCAAGUGAACAGAAGGGUGGUCGUUGGCCAAGGGAGUGUCCACGACAUCUGGUCAACCGUGCUAAACCGGAUCGCAUUUACACAGCAUGCAAGGGUGUUUGGGCCAAGUUGCGAAUGCAUGAGGCAAAUGUGAAGUUCUCAGACCACUCCACCCUGCUGGCAAGGCAAAAGGAAGCCAAGGAAGACGGGUAUCAAAAGAGAUCCAAACGUGCUCUCUGCGCAAAAGGCAUAAAUAUCGCCAUCAUCUCCCGGGUGUAG
Molecule: messenger RNA, 324 nt
Organism: Microsporum canis CBS 113480
Lineage: Eukaryota; Fungi; Ascomycota; Eurotiomycetes; Onygenales; Arthrodermataceae
Exons: 3
Coding region: 1-324 (107 amino acids)
Source: RefSeq, a predicted model, not a curated record